UUGAGUUGUCUGAUGAAGAAGAUCAAGAUGCAUUGUUUGAGCCAGAAGCAGAGGAAGAUGAUUCAGGGAGCUCUGAGGAUGAAAUUCAGGCAGGGCAAGCAGAUACCGAGGAGUCAGAUCAAGCUGAACAGUGCAGUCGGCGUCCACUGUGGAGCAGGAAUUCAAAAUUCAAAUUCCAAGUUGAUGAUCCUGCCAUUGUUGAGAACAAUGAUGCCAUGACACGCGAAAACUGGGCCCCAAUGGAUUACUUCAAGCAGUACAUCGAUGACUCAGUGUUUGAAAGAAUGGCCUUGUGCACAAAUCAGCGUGCAAUCCUUGAGUCUGGAGCAACACUAAAUACCACUCCUGAAGAACUGAAGACAUUCUUUGGGAUUUCCAUUUACAUGGGUUGUCUAGGAUAUCCAAACAUUCAAAUGUAUUGGGCCUCAAACACCAGAGUUCAAGUUGUGGCAGAAUCCAUGACUAGAAAUCGUUUCUACAGGCUCAGAAAUUCCAUCAAGAUCAUCAAUGACCUUGAUGUUUCAGAUGAUGAAAAAAGAAGUGAUCUCUUGUGGAAAAUCAGGCCCCUUUUGGCCAAAGUGAGGCAAGGAUGUCUGAGUCUACCUAGGACAGAAAAAUUGUGCAUUGACGAGCAAAUGAUCCCAUUUACUGGUCGCUGCCCAGUGCGCCAGUACGUACCAGGCAAGCCAUACCCAACUGGAUUGAAGGUGUUUGUCUUAGCCGCACCAACUGGUUUGGUCUUAGACUUUGUGGUCUACCAAGGCAAGACUACCUUCGGGGAUACAGGAGGAAUGGGUAUUGGAGAGAAAGCUGUUCUUCAUUUGGCAGAGUCUGUUCCCCAAGGAACCCACCUGUUCUUUGACAGGUUCUUCACAACUAUCAAACUCCUUGACACCCUAAAGAUGAAAGGGCUGACUGGAACUGGAACCCUCAUGAGUAACAGGAUUCCAAAGGAGUGCAAGAUCAUAGGGGAUAAGCCCUUCAAGAAGAAAGAAAGAGGGCAUCAGAGAUGGUAG
Messenger RNA from Oreochromis aureus, 1016 nucleotides. RefSeq names its product piggyBac transposable element-derived protein 3-like. The record is from RefSeq and is a predicted model, not a curated record. The coding region runs from base 216 to 1016 and encodes 266 amino acids. The transcript is spliced from 2 exons. Lineage: Eukaryota; Metazoa; Chordata; Actinopteri; Cichliformes; Cichlidae.